AUGAACCCAUCAGCCAACAUGAAGAUCGAGCUCCUUCUUGUGCUCGCUGUUCUGCUCUGCGUGGACGGCAUGCCGGUGUCCAGCACGGGAAAGAAGAAACAUAACAAGCUGCUGCUAAUAUCGUUCGAUGGUUACAGAUGGAACUAUGACGAUGAUGUUCAUACGCCAAAUAUGGACCAGUUGAUUAGAGAGGGAGUGAAGGCAAAAUACAUCACACCACCGAUGAUCACCAUGACCUCUCCAUCACACUUCACCACUAUAACUGGGAGAUGGAUAGAGGAUCACGGCGUUGUCCAUAACAUGAUGUUUAAUUCUACAACUCUCUUGAAAUUGACUCAUAAGAACACACUAAAACGAUCUGUGUGGUGGGACAACGGGGCUUUACCUUUAUGGAUAACAGCUCAGAAUCAGGGCCUGAAGACAGCGUCUUAUUUCUAUCCUGGAGGUGGAGUAAGUUACGGCGGGCAGGCUGUGGACAGGUCCCUGGUGGAGGCGCAAGGUCAUCCUGAUGACAAUGAGACUGAGUGGCAGCAGAAGAUUGAUACCGUUAUGGGAUGGUUCACUGAAGAGAAUUUCGACUUUGUUACUCUGUACUAUGGAGAACCAGACAAUGUGGGCCACAGGGUAGGACCAGAGACUGAAGAGAGAAAGAGGAUCAUUGAGCAAAUUGACCGCCUCAUAGGCUACCUGAGAAACUCUAUCCAGAAGAACAAUUUAUCCGAUCGCCUCAAUGUCAUCAUCACCUCGGAUCAUGGCAUGACCACCAUUAAGAAAAAACCAGCAGUGAAGGAAAUAAGGCUGUCAGAGUACAUUAAUUUUUUCAACCUGACCCACUUUGACAUACUGGACUAUGGAGGUUUUGGGAUGAUAAGACCCAGGAAAGGGAAGGUGCAGGAGGUUUAUGAUAAGCUGAAGAACGCACAUCCAAACCUCACGGUUUACAAGAAGGAGGAGAUUCCUGAAAACUUCCACAUCAAAAAAAAUGCCCGAAUUCAAGAUCUUGUUCUUGUUGGAGACUUAGGAUUCAACUUGAACUCGAGAAUUAUAUUCUACGUCAACAAAGGAGACCAUGGCUUCAAUAAUCAAGAAAUGGAUAUGAAGACAAUAUUCAGAGCGAUUGGACCCGACUUCAAGAAAAAUUUCAUAUCUGAGCCGUUUGACAGCGUGAGCAUUUACCCGCUGAUGUGCAAGUUGCUGGGCGUAAAUCCAGCUCCAAACAACGGCAGCCUCAGCGACACUCAAGCCAUGCUCGUGGAAGACUCAAAUACUGGUGGACAUGCUGGGAGAAUCCAGAUGUCUGUCAGACUUUGA
Molecule: messenger RNA, 1311 nt
Organism: Neoarius graeffei (lesser salmon catfish)
Lineage: Eukaryota; Metazoa; Chordata; Actinopteri; Siluriformes; Ariidae
Exons: 5
Coding region: 1-1311 (436 amino acids)
Source: RefSeq, a predicted model, not a curated record